ACCAAACACCGCUAUAUAAGCUGCCACAACUCCAUAGAAGCAAAACCGGGCGGCCAACCUAAAACCCUAAUUUCCCAGAGGUAAGAAGAAUAAAUGGCUGUUCCCCUUUUAUGUAAGAAAAUCGUGAAGAAGAGAGUCAAGAAGUUCAAGAGACCCCAGAGCGAUCGCAAAAUCUCCGUCAAGGCAAAUUGGCGGAGACCAAAGGGUAUUGAUUCUCGUGUAAGAAGAAAGUUCAAAGGAUGCACUUUGAUGCCCAAUAUUGGUUAUGGUUCUGACAAGAAGACACGUCACUAUCUUCCGAAUGGCUUUAAGAAAUUUGUUGUGCACAAUGUUGGAGAGCUUGAACUGUUGAUGAUGCACAACAGGACAUACUCUGCUGAGAUUGCCCAUGAUGUUUCCACAAAGAAGAGAAAAGAGAUCGUGGAACGAGCAGCACAGCUUGAUAUUGUUGUCACUAACAAACUUGCUCGGUUGCGAAGCCAGGAGGAUGAAUGAAAGCUUAAACUUUAAAAUGCACUUGCCGGAGUAUGGUUGCGUUGAUGAUUUUCGUUACCGAAUGAAAUAAUGACUGUUUAAGCUUGCAUUGUAUGUAAACAUUUCAUCUGUCAGCUUCUUUUGUGUCAACAUAUGUAUACAUCGCCAUCACUCGGUAGAAAUGAUCUUUGAUAUCCCAUAUUCUUCAUGCAAUUGCAAGAAAAUUCGUUCA
This is a messenger RNA of Gossypium raimondii (Peruvian cotton), 706 nucleotides long. Its product is annotated as 60S ribosomal protein L32-1. Gene Ontology annotation, cellular component: ribosome; cytosolic large ribosomal subunit. Gene Ontology annotation, molecular function: structural constituent of ribosome. Bases 94 to 495 code for a protein of 133 amino acids. The transcript has 5 exons. Lineage: Eukaryota; Viridiplantae; Streptophyta; Magnoliopsida; Malvales; Malvaceae. Gene Ontology annotation, biological process: translation. The record is from RefSeq and is a predicted model, not a curated record.